Molecule: messenger RNA, 1008 nt
Organism: Suillus discolor
Lineage: Eukaryota; Fungi; Basidiomycota; Agaricomycetes; Boletales; Suillaceae
Exons: 7
Coding region: 1-1008 (335 amino acids)
Source: RefSeq, a predicted model, not a curated record
AUGUCGUCCGCAAUACUACCUAAGGCCGUAUUGUACUACAACCCACAAUCUGUGUGGUCUUCUGCGGUACUUCUUGCACUGAACGAGAAAGGAUACGGAGAGGAUGAAGUUGAUCUCAGGGUUGUCGACAUUAACAAAGGAGAAGAAUUUUCCCCAACCUUCCUCAGGUUGAGCCCCAAAGCAAUGGUGCCAACUCUUGUUGCACCCCUCCGCGGCUCUCUCGCAUCUGAUGUUGCAAGCCGCUUCAAAGCUAUCUCUGACACGAAAGCACUGAUCGAGUUCCUGGACAAAUCUCGAUCCGCAUCAUCUCACACGCACACUACAUCGAGCGCUCCAGCCCCAUCGUUGUCCCCUGCGACGGUUGCAUUUGCCACUGCAUCCAGCAAGAUUAUUGAUUCUAUUCAGGCUGAUGAGGUCUCUCCCGAUCAUUUGCAGUACUUGAAUGCCCGCGAUCAAGCCUCACUUCAAGAACUUGGAAAGUCUCUGGUCCCUAUUCUGGAAUCUAGACGAGCGGCAAUCGUGGAAUAUCUCACCGAAUGUGAACACGAAACCAUACGGAUGUCUGAAAAGACCAAGGCAUUCUGGCGAGAGAAACAAGCGGAGGUGGACACGGCACUGAGCGUGUUUAGCGGGAAUGAUAUUGACGGAUACUUAUCACGCUCCAGGAAUACGUGGGAAAUCACAAUUCCAGGUGUCCUCACUCGAGUGAACGAAGAGUUCAUUGGGCCCUACGCGUUAGGCGAUCAGGUCUCUAUCGCAGAUAUUCACUUAAGCGCUUGGCUCUCUCACCUUGUCAGACUGGCUGGCGGAAGUCCUUCUGAUAAUGGAGAUGUUGCUAUAAAAAGGGUGGAAAAACACAUUGGAAAUGGAUUUGUCUUUCCCGAGGACUUCUUACCUUCGGCUUUUAGCCCAUUCACGGAAGAGAAAGCAGUCGCGAGGAGCAAGCUAGCAGCAUUUUGGGAUGCAAUGAAAUCACGGUCCAGCUGGAAGAAAGUUUAUGCUUCAUGA